CUUCUCUCGAACCGGUCGGUUCACGACCUUUCAGACACCGAACCGGGCUCACUCCGAUUCGUUCGAUUCGAACCCUCGACCUCCAAAUCCCACAUCUCCCCUUUUCCAUCUGCAAACCUCGCCGCCGGCCGCUCCUCCGGCGAGUAAUCCCCACAAACCCCGACCGAAACGGGUCCGGCCUGCCAUGCAGAAGAACUUCCGCAAGCGUAACUUGGAGCCAGACACCGCCGACCACUCCGAUGACGAGGACGUCCGCCGCGUAGCUCUGGAGGAGAUCAAAUACAUGCAGAAGCUUCGGGAGAGGAAGCUGGGCAUCCCCGCGGCGUCCGUCGCCACCGGCGCUGCCGCCACGACCACCGACGGGUCCUCCGCCCGCGGCCGUGGAGGCGGCGGGGCAGCGGCCGCCAGCGAGACCGAUAAGGAGGACCUCGUCCUGCAGGACACCUUUGCGCAGGAGACCGCCGUCACCAUCGAGGACCCCAAUAUGUUGAGGUACGUGGAGAACGAACUGUUAAAGAAGAGAGGCAAGACGAUUGAGGUGAAUGACAAGGACGAGAAGGAUGACGUCGAUGAGCUCUAUGUCGUGCCAGACCACCUGAAGGUGAAGAAGAAGAACAUGGAGGAGAGCUCAACACAGUGGACCACUGGCAUCGCUGAAGUUCAGCUACCCAUUGAGUACAAAUUGAGAAAUAUUGAAGAAACUGAGGCAGCUAAAAAAUUGCUGCAAGAGAAAAGGCUUGCGGGCAAAACAAAAUCUGAUGCAAAUAUUCCAUCUAGUUACAGUGCGGAUUAUUUUCAUCGUGGUAGAGAUUAUGCUGAAAAAUUGCGAAGAGAACAUCCUGAGCUGUACAAAGGUCAAGAUUUGCAAGCUAAUGAAACUGGAGGCAAACCAACUGGUAGUAACAAUCCAGAUGGUCCACCAGCACGACGUAGAGAAGCUGCUACUGAUGAGUUGUUGCUCGAGCGUUUCCGUAAGCGAGAAAAAUUCCGUGUCAUGCGAAGAUAGCAAUAGCCGACCGAGCAUGCUACUGGAUUGUCCUGUUGCCUUCUAAGCAGAAAACAUGUUAGUGUGAACAAAUGAUGGCCCUGAAUGUAUGUGUUGAUUUACUCGUUGACUCAGUGAAAACCCAUCACUGAAACAGUUGUGUUCUCCUGGUUUUUGACUUUGCUUUUGCAGCUCCUGCUAUUGAGAAGUAAGAUCUAAGAUGCACACAAACUUAUUACAGAGGUAUGAAGCAGAUUUGAGGUCUGUUUCAUUCAAAUGUGGAAAUUCAUCAAUCUGGAGGCUUCAUGCAUUUUUAGGACUUUGCAGUGGAUUCUUAAAUGUCAGUGCUGCAGGAGUAAACCCUUAUUUUAAGGAUGUUCAUGACUUGCAGUGGCUGGUCCUACAUAGCAAGUCACAUAACAAAUUGUCGCCCUGCAUGUUCUCCACUGGAAGAAAUUCUGUUAUUAGAUGUGCUUUCUGCUGUGCUGAGCAUGACAGUUGUGACUGAGCUGCAGCAUCCUGGGAAAAUGGGUUGUUGGAGGUU
Brachypodium distachyon (stiff brome) is the source of this 1529-nucleotide messenger RNA. RefSeq names its product protein COP1 SUPPRESSOR 2. The transcript is spliced from 6 exons. Lineage: Eukaryota; Viridiplantae; Streptophyta; Magnoliopsida; Poales; Poaceae. The coding region runs from base 185 to 1006 and encodes 273 amino acids. Gene Ontology annotation, cellular component: spliceosomal complex. The record is from RefSeq and is a predicted model, not a curated record. Gene Ontology annotation, biological process: mRNA splicing, via spliceosome.